GAAAGACGGAGACCAAAACAAAGAACACCGAAAAUCACACGGCGGUCGAAGAAGAAGAUGAAAUCGUUCAAGGAAGAAUACACUUUGGAUGAGAGGCUCGCUGAAUCGCGUGAGAUUAUCGCUAAGUACCCUACUCGGAUUCCAGUGAUUGCUGAAAAGUAUUGCAAGACAGAUCUGCCUGAAAUCGAGAAAAAGAAGUUUCUGGUUCCAAGAGAUAUGUCAGUAGGCCAAUUCAUCUACAUAUUGGGUGCUAGAUUACAUUUGUCUCCUGGUAAAGCCUUGUUCGUGUUCGUGAACAACACUCUCCCUCAAACAGCUGCUCUAAUGGACUCGGUCUAUGAAUCUUACAAAGAGGAAGAUGGAUUCGUUUAUAUGUGCUAUAGCAGUGAGAAAACAUUCGGUUGAACCAAACCAUGUUAGUGUACAAAUACUUCAACAUAAGCUGUUCACUUCAUCAGAAGAUACUUGUAAGCUUAUAUGCCUGCUUGUUUUUUAUCCUUAGACUUUGUUCAUCUGUACAAAUGUUACUAGUACAAUCUCAAUUCCAAAGUGUAUUUCUUCAUUGUUUCA
Molecule: messenger RNA, 570 nt
Organism: Capsella rubella
Lineage: Eukaryota; Viridiplantae; Streptophyta; Magnoliopsida; Brassicales; Brassicaceae
Product: autophagy-related protein 8i
Exons: 5
Coding region: 58-405 (115 amino acids)
Biological process (GO): cellular response to nitrogen starvation
Source: RefSeq, a predicted model, not a curated record